UUCAGCAGCGCAAUGCUCCACUCUCCCUGCUGUGAUUGGUGGCUUUUCCUACCGGCAGACAUACCGACCAAACGCUAAAAAAGGGUUUCGAGUUUUGAGACUCGAUUAUGAAAUGAACCACCUGGUUAUCGUAACUACGACACAAGAUCACAGCAAUCAAACUCGUUGUGCGUUUCGUAGAUUUCUUCAAUUGUCGAGAAAGGUCCAGUAAUCUUUGGAUGUCAGUCAUUCUGAAAUCACCUCACAACCGGACGACACAGCGGAGAUUACAAACAUCCCAAACAUUCAGUUCCGUCUACAAGACAAUUUCGAACCAUCUUUGAAAAGUUCACUGGAAAAUGUCCUCCCGUUUCGUUUCCGUUGGCGUCAUCAAUCCCUCUACGGGGGAGGUAGCAACAUCGGCGGCUGUCACGUCUUCAUCUGUCUCGCCUCCCACAUCUUCAUCAACAACCGCUGCUGCCGCCGCCACUUCCACGGCCCCAUCGACAUCAUUAACAACAUCAACAACCGUCACCAAUACACCAGCCAAUGUCCAAAACACCACCACCACCUCAUCAUCAUCAAAAACAUCAACAAUAACCCCCACCCCCACCCCCACCCCUGCCGCCACAGCACCAGCACCAGCACCAGCACUAGCACCUGCAUCAGCACCAGCACCAGCACCAUCCACCCCAAGCCCUCUCCCGCCAGCCGCCGCCUCCAAAAAGUCCCAGGAAUGGCUCACCGUACAAGCCGAACUCGAAGCCAAGAAACGCUCUUCUGCUUCUUCCAUGCCCACCAUUGGCGGCGGCGGCGGUGGUGGCCCAGCAGCCACUGAACAGAAAUCCCUUUACGAAGUCCUCCAAGCCAACAAGGCAGCCAGGCAAGCGGCCUUUGAAGAAGCCAACAAGAUCAAGAACCAGUUCCGCGCUUUGGACGACGACGAGAUUGAGUUCCUUGAGGGCGUGGCGGAGAGGAAGAGGAGGGAGGAGGAAGAGAGACGAAGAGAGGAGGAAGGGGGGUUGCAGAAGUUUAGGGAGUUGCAGCGGCAAAAAGGUGGUGGUGGUGGUGGUGAGGAGCAAGAGGGGGAUGGAGAGGAUGGGGAGGAUGAUGGGUUGGGCGAGGAGGAGUUGAUGUUUUUGAGUGGAGCGGGAGGUGGAGGGAGGAAGAGAAGGAGGAUGGGAGAGGGGAAAAGGUUGGUGCCGGGGGUGAAGAGGGCUAGGAGUGGAGGAGAGGAAGGGAAAAAGAAGAAGGAGGAGGAGGGGAACACGGUGGUUUCUGAGCCAGCCAAGGCUACAGCUACGGCGCCCGCGAAAAAGCCCUCUGGUGGACUUGUUUCAUAUGCAUCGUCGGAUGAGGAUGAUGACUGA
Molecule: messenger RNA, 1349 nt
Organism: Neurospora hispaniola
Lineage: Eukaryota; Fungi; Ascomycota; Sordariomycetes; Sordariales; Sordariaceae
Product: N-terminal domain of NEFA-interacting nuclear protein NIP30-domain-containing protein
Exons: 1
Coding region: 339-1349 (336 amino acids)
Cellular component (GO): nucleus
Source: RefSeq, a predicted model, not a curated record